Pteronotus mesoamericanus is the source of this 2375-nucleotide messenger RNA. RefSeq names its product SATB homeobox 2 (gene SATB2). The record is from RefSeq and is a predicted model, not a curated record. Gene Ontology annotation, biological process: chromatin remodeling; regulation of transcription by RNA polymerase II. Gene Ontology annotation, molecular function: RNA polymerase II cis-regulatory region sequence-specific DNA binding; DNA-binding transcription factor activity, RNA polymerase II-specific. The transcript has 10 exons. Bases 16 to 2217 code for a protein of 733 amino acids. NCBI's taxonomy places the organism in Eukaryota, Metazoa, Chordata, Mammalia, Chiroptera, Mormoopidae.
CCGAGUCGGAGCAGCAUGGAGCGGCGGAGCGAGAGCCCGUGUCUGCGGGACAGCCCCGACCGGCGCAGCGGCAGCCCCGACGUCAAGGGGCCUCCCCCGGUGAAGGUGGCCCGGCUGGAGCAGAACGGCAGCCCCAUGGGAGCCCGCGGGAGGCCCAACGGCGCCGUGGCCAAGGCCGUGGGAGGUUUGAUGAUACCUGUCUUUUGUGUGGUGGAGCAGUUGGACGGCUCUCUUGAAUAUGACAACCGAGAAGAACACGCUGAGUUUGUCCUGGUUCGAAAAGACGUGCUUUUUAGCCAGCUGGUGGAGACUGCGCUCCUGGCCCUGGGCUACUCCCACAGCUCCGCGGCGCAGGCACAAGGAAUAAUCAAGCUGGGGAGGUGGAACCCUCUCCCCCUCAGUUAUGUGACAGAUGCACCCGAUGCGACAGUGGCCGACAUGCUGCAAGAUGUCUAUCACGUUGUGACGUUGAAAAUCCAAUUACAGAGUUGUUCGAAGUUGGAAGACUUGCCCGCGGAGCAGUGGAACCAUGCCACAGUCCGCAAUGCCUUAAAGGAACUGCUCAAAGAGAUGAACCAGAGCACAUUAGCCAAAGAAUGCCCUCUCUCCCAGAGUAUGAUUUCAUCCAUUGUAAAUAGCACAUACUAUGCCAACGUGUCAGCAACCAAGUGCCAGGAGUUUGGGCGAUGGUAUAAGAAGUACAAGAAGAUUAAAGUGGAAAGAGUGGAACGAGAAAACCUUUCAGACUAUUGUGUUCUGGGCCAGCGUCCGAUGCAUUUACCAAAUAUGAAUCAGCUGGCAUCCUUGGGGAAAACCAACGAACAGUCUCCUCAUAGCCAAAUCCACCACAGUACACCAAUCCGAAACCAAGUGCCCGCGUUACAGCCCAUCAUGAGCCCUGGUCUUCUUUCUCCCCAGCUUAGUCCACAGCUUGUCAGGCAACAAAUAGCCAUGGCCCAUCUGAUAAACCAACAGAUUGCUGUUAGCCGGCUCCUGGCUCACCAGCAUCCUCAAGCCAUCAACCAGCAGUUCCUGAACCAUCCACCCAUUCCCAGAGCAGUUAAGCCAGAGCCAACCAACUCUUCUGUGGAAGUCUCUCCAGAUAUCUACCAGCAAGUCAGAGAUGAGCUGAAGAGAGCCAGUGUAUCCCAAGCUGUCUUUGCAAGAGUGGCAUUCAACCGCACACAGGGAUUGUUGUCUGAGAUUCUCCGUAAAGAAGAAGACCCUCGGACAGCCUCUCAGUCUCUUUUGGUAAACCUGAGGGCCAUGCAGAAUUUUCUCAAUCUUCCGGAAGUGGAGAGGGAUCGCAUCUACCAGGAUGAGAGAGAGCGAAGCAUGAACCCCAAUGUGAGCAUGGUCUCGUCAGCCUCUAGCAGUCCCAGCUCCUCCCGAACCCCUCAGGCCAAAACCUCGACACCGACAACAGACCUCCCCAUUAAGGUGGACGGCGCCAACGUCAACAUCACAGCUGCCAUUUAUGACGAGAUCCAACAGGAGAUGAAAAGGGCCAAGGUGUCUCAAGCCCUGUUUGCCAAAGUGGCUGCAAAUAAAAGUCAGGGCUGGCUGUGCGAACUGCUCCGCUGGAAGGAGAACCCCAGCCCAGAAAACCGCACACUCUGGGAGAACCUCUGUACUAUCCGUCGCUUCCUGAACCUUCCCCAGCACGAGAGGGAUGUGAUCUACGAGGAGGAGUCCAGGCAUCACCACAGCGAACGUAUGCAGCACGUGGUCCAGCUUCCCCCGGAGCCAGUGCAGGUCCUUCAUAGACAGCAGUCUCAGCCGGCCAAGGAGAGUUCCCCUCCCAGAGAAGAAGCCCCUCCCCCGCCUCCUCCAACCGAAGACAGUUGUGCCAAAAAGCCUCGGUCUCGCACAAAGAUCUCCUUGGAAGCCCUGGGGAUUCUCCAAAGUUUUAUUCAUGAUGUGGGCCUGUAUCCCGACCAGGAAGCUAUUCACACUCUUUCUGCCCAGCUGGAUCUCCCCAAACACACCAUCAUCAAGUUCUUCCAGAACCAGCGGUACCACGUGAAACACCAUGGGAAGCUCAAGGAGCACCUGGGCUCCGCGGUGGACGUAGCCGAGUACAAGGACGAGGAGCUGCUGACAGAGUCCGAAGAGAAUGACAGCGAGGAAGGCUCGGAGGAAAUGUACAAAGUGGAGGCGGAGGAGGAAAGUGCGGAGAAAAGCAAGGCCGCGCCCGCCGAAAUCGACCAGAGAUAAUGUGAACUCCUACCAGGCAAAGCAAUACAUCGGUCCAAGGAUUUUCUGUUUGCGUUUCUUUAGAAAAAGUUUUUUGUUUUUUGUUUUUUUUUGCUUUAUUUUAUUUUGGUCGUUUUUUUGUCUGUUUUGUUUUUCUUACCUUUUUUGACAUUUCUUUG